CCGACUCUUUAAAGGAACAAACCAUCCAACAAAUCCGUGCCCUCUUGGUUCGCUCCUCAGGCUGUGUGAAGCUGUCAAAGGCCGUACUGUGAUUUUGGAGAGGGAGGGCAACAUGGCGUCGGAGCAGGAAAUCUCAAAUGCGCCAGUGAAGAAGUCCAUGAGGGAGAAAGCUAUUGAGCGCAGGACAGCAAAUAAAGAGCACAACAGUAAUUUUAAGGCUGGAUAUGUUCCUAUUGAGGAGGAGAGGCUCCACAAGACAGGACUGAGGGGUCGUAAGGGCAUCAUUGCCAUCGGCAUUGUCAUCCUACUUUUUCUGUUUGCUCUCAUUAACCUUAUUAUAACCCUUGUGAUAUGGACGGUGAUACGGAUAGGUCCUGGAGGUUGCGAAAGUAUGGAGUUUCAUGAGAGUGGGCUGCUACGUUUCAAACAGAAAGCUGAUAUGGGAGUGGUCCACCCGCUGCACAAGAGCACGGUGGGCGGCAGGAAGGACCAGGACCUUAUCAUCACAGGCAACAAUAACCCAGUGGUGUUCCAACAAGGCAACACAAAGCUGAGCGUAGAGGAAGACAAGACGUCUAUCGUUAGCGACUUGGGCAUCUCUUUCACUAACCCCCGCACCCAGAAAACUUUCUUCAGCACAGAUUUUGACAACCAUGAGUUCCACCUGCCCAAAGAGGUCAAAGUUCUCAACGUGAAGAAAGCUUCUACUGAGAGGAUCACCAGCAAUGCAUCCUCUGACCUCACUAUUAAAGGAGAUGGCAAAGCCAUUAUUCGUGGCAAUGAGGGCGUGUACAUCAUGGGCAAAACUGUGGAGUUCAGCGUGGGUGGGGGCAUUGAGCUGAAAGCCGAAAACAGCAUUAUUCUGAAUGGCUCGGUGAUGUUCAGUCCUUCACGUAUACCAAACUCCUCUCUAGGGGGAGACCUGUACUUCAACGAGGGUCUGGAGAGGUAUAAACUUUGCAUGUGUGCAGAUGGGACCCUGUUCAGAGUGCAGGUCAAAUACUCCAACAUGGGCUGCCAAACCUCCGAUAACCCUUGUGGAGCAGCACACCUAUAAAAGAAGGAAGAAUACCACAGGACAUCGCAUGCACAUGCUCAUUAACAAUCUUUGUAUGUGCAGUUGAUCAUCAAAAGCUACUAUGAAGAUAAUCUAUUUUUUUGGUAUAUGUGUGUACACUCACACUACCAUCCUCAGAGAAAAACUGGACAACAGUUAUAAUAUUAAUAUAUACAAGGGGAAAAAACACUAUAUACCCUCACACAAUUAUUGUCUCACUUUAUUGGAGGUCUCAGAAACACACACACCCCUACAAUGAUAAUCAGUCUGCUAUAACCAUAAACCCGGCCCAGCACAAACAGUCCAGUUUUCUUUUAUGUAAUAGAUUGGCCGAGAGUUCCUUUGCAUUAUCAUUGGCUCAUCUCAGUGUUUUACUGCCUUUAAGCUGCCUACACUUCACUGCAUGUGCUUUUAUAUAGUGUAUCACAGCACAGUAAUUUAGUCCUGUAAUUUUCUGAGCAAUGUUAAUACACACUUUUAUGAUCCCCUCCUUUCAUUUAUAACCAUCAAAUGGGCACAUAAAGAGAGGGCUGUUGUUUGAUUGGUGUGGAUGUUUGCUCUGCCUGCUAGUUGUGUUUAUACCAUUGCCUGCACCAUGUUAGAAUAUUCAAACCAGUCAUGAUAGGAGUUUUUUUUUUGUAAAUGUAUUUGCAUAUACAGUAUCCUGUAUGAGAGCAGCUUUGAAUUAAUUUUUCACUCUGAUCUGUCCAAAAGGCCCCCAAUUUUACAUUGGAUAUUAAGUGGCUACCCAACAAAGUAUUAAACAUUUUAUUGAACAAAAGUUAACAAAAUGUAUUUCAAAUUCAACAUUGAAAUAUAUUCAUAUGACAAAGAACUGCAACAAUAAAAUAUUGUUAUGCCCAACAAUAAAAACAAAAAUGAUCCCGGGUUCAAUACAAGUUUAGCUCAAUUGACAGCAUUCUUGGCAUAAUGUUGCACAAAAAAAAAAAAGCAUUAUUCAUCCCUCCUUUUCUUUUAAAAAAGGAAAAAUCAAGAUUACAGUGAGGUUCUUACAAUGGAAGUGAAUGGGGCCAAUUUGAAGGCAGAAAUGUGAAGCUUAUAAUUUUAUAAAAGCACUUACAUUAAUUCUUCUGUUAAACCUUAUGUAUCAUUUAGCUAUAACAAGAAAGUUGUUUAAAUCAUAAUCUUUACAGGCAUUUUAGGGUUUUAGGGGUUUACAUAAUCAUUGCAAGAAAGUUGUAAAAUUGGCUAUAAUUUUACAUACACAACUAUACUUACAUUGACAUAUAUAACUCUACUUUUGAAACAGUGAGUAUUUUAAUGUUUACAGAUUGCCCCCAUUCACUGGCAUUGUAAGUGCCUCACUGGAAGCCAGGUUUUUGCUUUUUUCUUUUAAGAAAAGGAGGGACCUGUUGUGUAGAAAUGCUUUUUUGUUGUAAUCAAUAUUAUGCCACAAAUGCUGUCGAUUGAGCUUAACUUGCAUUAAACCCGGAAUAUUCCUUUAACAUGACAUAAUUUAGCCUGAAUAGGACAACCUAUUCCAUCCUUCUUAGACAGCAUUACAGUGUUGUAAUAUUCUAAAUGGCCUACGAUAUAUUAUGAAAUUAGUUUUAUAUCACAUAUGUUAACUUUGCCAUGAUUUUAGCAUUCUGCCUUUAAAAAAAACAUAUUUAAUCUCUAUCAUCGGCAUAGUCAAAUGGUUUCAAGCCACAAGUAAUUUAAUAAAAACAGUAGAUAGUGAUACAUCAAUUGUGGCACAUAUUUUCAUGGAUUGUAUAAUAGCGCCCAGUUACUGUUACCUUAUUAGAGUGCCAUGGAUUAAUAAUUUUUUUUUAAUAACAUGUUCGGAGAUGUGUACCAAUAGCAUUUCUUUUGAUAAGAUAAAAACGGAAAGUAUCUACGAUAUGCACUCACUGAGCACUUAGUUAGGAACACCAUGAUCUUCUGCUGUUGUAGCCCAUCCACCUUAAGGUUUGACGUGUUGUGCAUUCUCAGAUGCUAUUCUGCUCACUACAAUUGAGUUAUCUGAGUUGCUGUAGCCUUUCUGUCAACUAGAACCAGUCUCGCCAUUCUUCGUUGACUUAUAUCAUCUUGAAGGCGUUUCUAUCCAUAGAACUGUCGCUCACUGGAUGUUUUUUGUUUUUGGCAUCAUUCGGACUAAAUUGUAGAGAUCCUGUAAAAAUUCCAGGAGAUCAGCAGUUACAUAAAUACUCAAAUCAGCCCAUCUGCUACCACCCAUGGAGUCACAAGUUUGAAUCCAGUGUGUGCUGAGUGACUCCAGCCAGGUCUCCUUACACAACCAAAUUGGCCCGGUUGCUAUUGAGGAUAGAGUCACAUGGAGUGAACUCCUCGUGGUCGCGUUUAUUGUUCUCACUCUCAAUGGGGCGCGUGGCAAGUUGUGCUUGGAUCGCAGAGAGUAGCAUGUGUCUCCACAUGCUGGGAGUCGCCACGGUGUCAUGCACGAAGAACCCUGUGAUAAGAUGUGCAGAUUGACAUCUCAGAAGUGGAGGCAACUGAGACUUGUCCUCUGCCACCUGGAUUGAGCCACUCAUGCCAUGGUCGAAAUCACUUAGAUAACAUUUUCCCCAUUCUGAUAGUUGAUGUGAACAUUAACUGAAGCUCCUGACCAGAAAUCUGCAUGAUUUUAUGCAUUGCACUUCUGACACACGAUUGGUUGAUUAUAUAAUUGCAGGAAUAAGAAGGUGUACAGGUGUUCCUAAUAAAGUGUACAGUGAGUGGAUAAUUAUAUAUGUUAUGUCAGUGUGAUAUUUUGUGCAAUAUAACCGUUACUUGACCUGGUUCAUCUUGCUACAUGUGUGAUAUUUAUUUUUGCCUUUUUUUAAUGGUUAUUCCUGAACUAAAUAUUGUUGUUGCGUUCCAACAUAAUCAUUACUAAUGAUCACCUGUGCUUAAGAGACAAAUGUCAGAUGUGACUUUAAUCUUUUAAACUCUGCAGUGGAGUAGUAUGUUGUGUUCGAAAUCUCUGUAUCUGAUCUCUAAUGAUAUGUACACAUAUCAUAUCUUUUAGGAAAACACUGUAAUGUCAGACGUUUGUCACAAUUCUUGUUUUGAAAGAAAGAGAAAACCAAUGCUUUCAUAUUGCAAUUGUUAAUAAAGAAAAAUGCAGAUUUUGUUUGAAAAAAUUAUGUUUUUUGGAUGCUUUGGACUGUCAGACAAACAUUCGGAUCCUUUGUAAAGAUAACAAAUGUUAAGCAUAUUUUGCCAUUGCAAACUUUAUCAUGUGGCCUCUGAGCUAAGAUAUUAAUUUGCAUGUCAAGUAUUAAAGUAAAUGAUUGGAUGACAACUGAAAUCACUCCCAGAGCAAAUCAUAUCUAUUUUUUUUCUCCUUUUUUUUUCAUUUAGGCAACAUAACAGUUAACAUUAACAUUUCAUGUUUUAUUUUUAUUUUUUUAUAUUUUGAAAAUGUAAUUUUCUGUCAUAAAAAUUCUUGGGAGGGAGCAACCAAGGUAAGACAUUAACUGAGGCAAGUGAGUGAUUGUGGAAAGGUGUGUGUUUGUGUGUCUCAGGUGCCAUAACACUAUUCAGACUUUGAUCUUAGGGAAGUUGGAGUUAAAGUAAAAGAAUUUCAUGGUCACUUUCAGUGUAUUGUUGGUAAUUACUCAGAUCUACAGUCACAAGAUUACCUGAGCUGAGCUGACCAGAGCAUUGCUGUCAUAGAAAGGUUAGAUUUGAACUAAUACUUCACCCAUGCUAUGAUUGUAAGCAUAUUUUUCAUGCAGUGUAUCUAUUAAACAUAUAAAGUUUUCACUUAAAUUUUCCCUUAAACUUGGUCAAGUACAGAAUUGUGGUUUAAUAAUUUAUAAUUUGUAUAAAUAUAUAUAACCUUAUCUUUAAAUGUUUGCAUGCAAUGUAAUGGAUUUCAGUCGACUUCACCACUUAUGUUUAAAGGAAUAGUUCGCUCAUAAUGAAUAUUCUGACACAAUUUACUCAUGCUUAUGUUGUUCCAUACCUAUAUGACCUUCUUUCAAAUGUUGAACAGAAAAGGAAAUGUUUUUAUAAAUAUCCUGGGUCAUCUUUUUUUGUGUGUGUGUGUGUUGUCGCAAGAACUUUUGUGUUGAUUAAAGCUAAAAAUAAAGCAAGUUCUCGUGUGAUCAGA
Molecule: messenger RNA, 5135 nt
Organism: Xyrauchen texanus (razorback sucker)
Lineage: Eukaryota; Metazoa; Chordata; Actinopteri; Cypriniformes; Catostomidae
Product: beta-sarcoglycan-like
Exons: 7
Coding region: 113-1057 (314 amino acids)
Biological process (GO): muscle organ development
Cellular component (GO): sarcoglycan complex; sarcolemma
Source: RefSeq, a predicted model, not a curated record